GUGGGCCUAGCGCCACCCCGGCCCGGCCCCCUUGUCAUUGGCAGCCGGGGUGGAGGCACCGGAGGGACGGCGGCGAUGUCUUCUUGCGGGAGCGGUGCCCGAGGCCUUGGCCGCCUUCUUCUGCUCCUGCAGAAGAAUGGGGUACGGCACUGUUCCUACUCAGCCACGCGGAAAAAUAUGUACAUCACUAAAGAUACAAAGGUUAUUUGUCAAGGUUUCACUGGCAGACAGGGCACUUUUCACAGUCAGCAGGCCUUGGAAUAUGGCACCAAUUUAGUAGGAGGAAUUUCGCCAGGCAAAGGGGGCAGAACUCACUUGGGGCUUCCAGUUUUUAACUCCGUCAAGGAGGCUAUAGUAAAAACGGGUGCUACCGCCUCAGCAAUAUACGUGCCGCCACCGUUCGCUGCUGCUGCAAUCAAUGAAGCCAUUGACGCAGAAAUCUCCCUUGUUGUGUGCAUUACAGAAGGUAUUCCCCAGCAGGACAUGGUGCGUGUCAAACACAGAUUGCUUCGUCAGAACAAGACUCGACUUGUUGGCCCCAAUUGCCCGGGAGUCAUCAAUCCUGGAGAAUGUAAAAUUGGUAUCAUGCCUGGCCACAUUCACAAGAAAGGAAGAAUUGGUAUUGUAUCAAGAUCUGGCACUUUGACAUAUGAAGCUGUUCAUCAAACAACUCAAGUUGGACUGGGACAAUCCUUCUGUGUUGGGAUUGGAGGAGACCCAUUUAAUGGGACGAAUUUUAUUGACUGUCUGGAUGUCUUCCUAAAGGAUCCCCACACUAAAGGCAUAAUAUUGAUAGGGGAGAUUGGUGGAAAUGCCGAAGAAGAUGCUGCAGACUUCCUUAGACAAAAUAAUUCUGGUCUGGACUCCAAGCCCGUUGUCUCGUUUAUAGCCGGAGUCACUGCUCCUCCGGGCAGGAGAAUGGGCCAUGCAGGAGCUAUCAUUGCUGGUGGAAAAGGCGGAGCAAAAGAGAAAAUUGCUGCCCUUCAGAACGCUGGUGCCAUUGUCAGUAUGUCUCCUGCCCAGCUGGGAUCGACUAUGUACAAGGAGUUUGAGAAGAGGAAAAUGCUAUGAGAAAAGAGCUGUUGGAAUGUCUCUGCAAAAGUAACACACUCUUCACUUCCCUCCACAUCUGUAUUCUUCACUUACUCCUGUUUAUUUGUCGGAAUACAGCAGCGCUCGGUCUUACCAAGCCAGCUCUAACACCACUGGGGUAGAUUUUGGUGGUUCUUCACUUCAGAUAUGAUUGUACAUGAUAGUCAGUGAAUAAAUCUGCUACUAAAUUUGGUUCUUUGAAA
This is a messenger RNA of Candoia aspera, 1295 nucleotides long. RefSeq names its product succinate-CoA ligase GDP/ADP-forming subunit alpha (gene SUCLG1). Gene Ontology annotation, molecular function: succinate-CoA ligase (ADP-forming) activity; succinate-CoA ligase (GDP-forming) activity. Lineage: Eukaryota; Metazoa; Chordata; Lepidosauria; Squamata; Candoiidae. Gene Ontology annotation, cellular component: succinate-CoA ligase complex (ADP-forming); mitochondrion. The coding region runs from base 76 to 1071 and encodes 331 amino acids. The transcript is spliced from 9 exons. The record is from RefSeq and is a predicted model, not a curated record. Gene Ontology annotation, biological process: tricarboxylic acid cycle.